This is a messenger RNA of Fraxinus pennsylvanica, 2589 nucleotides long. Lineage: Eukaryota; Viridiplantae; Streptophyta; Magnoliopsida; Lamiales; Oleaceae. The record is from the annotation of a GenBank genome assembly.
AUGUCCUUCAAGAUAACCAUACUCGUUUUACUGAUACAACAUUCUGUUACAUGUUUCGGAGAAGCGUUUUCCAGUCAUCAUCUGCAUCCACAACACAAUUUACACACAGACAAAGCUACACUCCUGGAGUUCAAGAAGAACAUAUUAUCUGACCCACAUUCAAAACUUGCUAACUGGGAUGAGAAAACUCACGUGUGCAACUUCACGGGUGUAAAAUGUGACAAACUGCAUCAUCGUGUUUUCCGACUCAACCUCAAUGAUUCUCAUCUCUUAGGUAAGAUUCCAGCAGAAAUCGGGAAAUGUCCAUAUUUGUGGAAUCUUAACUUGUACAACAACCAACUCAUUGGAGAAAUCCCUGCAUCUUUAGCCAAUUCAUCAGGUAUGUUGAAUUUGGAUGUGGAGAACAACAGCCUUUCUGGUGAACUGCCUUCAGAAACAAUAUCAAAGCUAAACAAGAUGUGGUACCUUCAUUUAUCAUACAAUCACAUAGUGAGCCAUGACAACAACACUAACCUAGAGCCAUUUUUUACUGCUGUGGCAAACUGCAGUGGCUUAGUGGAGCUGGAAUUGGCUGCUAUGGGUCUUGGAGGCAGAUUGCCUAGUUCCAUUGGACUACUGAGUGAAAUACUGGAUCACCUGUUACUACAAGAAAACCAGAUAAGUGGAUCAAUUCCUCCUGAGCUUUGUUUGUCUCAUAACUUCUUGACCGGUGAGAUUCCAGCUUCUAUAGGACAGAUGUCUAGUCUUGGUCUGAUGGAUCUAUCUAAUAACAGAUUAUCUGGUCAGAUUUCUAAAGAAUUUGGAAAUCUAUCCAGGAUAAACUAUCUAUUCCUCAACGACAAUCAUCUUUCUGGAAAAAUACCUCCGGCCUUAGGGAGAUGCGUGUCUCUGUACAAGCUAGACCUGUCCUAUAACAGAUUGACAGGAAGCAUCCCUCCAGAAAUAUCCGGAAUGCGUGAAAUCCGAAUAUUUCUGAAUCUAUCACAUAACCAGCUUGAAGGGCCGUUGCCAGUCGAACUAAGCAAACUGGAGAGUGUUCAAGAGAUUGAUUUUUCGUCUAAUAACCUUAGCGGGAGUAUCUUUUAUCAAAUUUCUAGUUGUGCUGAAUUGCGGGUGAUAAAUUUCUCCAACAAUUCUCUUCAAGGGCAUCUUCCAGAAUCAUUAGGAGAUCUUAAAAGCCUUGAAUUUUUUGAUGUUUCAAGAAACAAGUUAUCCGGAAUAAUCCCAGAUAGCUUGAACAAAAGCCAUACUCUGACGUUCCUGAAUCUUUCAUUCAACAACUUUGCUGGAAUGAUUCCCACUGGUGGCAUCUUCGAUUCCAUCACAAAGUUAUCAUUCUUGGGCAACCAGCAGAUUUGUGGGUCUGUUCCUGGCGUACCAGUUUGCCACAGAAAGCAACACUAUUUCCACUCCCCUCUUUUCCUGGCUAUCUUUUGUAUUGUCAUACUCAUAUCAGGUUUCUCGACAAUCUGUUGUUGCGUGAUUGGAUGCCAGCGCCUAAAAGUUAUUGUUUCCACCAGCCGGGAUGGAAAAGAGAGAAAAUUGCCACAAGACUUGACCCACAAUUUUCCAAGAAUAACCUAUAAAGAACUUUCAGUGGCCACAGGAGGAUUUGAUGAGCAGAGACUAAUUGGAUCAGGCAGCUAUGGGCGAGUGUAUAAAGGAGAUCUUCCAGAUGGAACACAAAUAGCAGUCAAGGUUCUACAUCUGCAAACUGGAAAUUCCACUAAGAGUUUCAACAGAGAAUGCCAAGUGUUAAAGAGGAUUCGUCACAGAAAUCUAAUAAGAAUUAUUACAGCUUGUAGCUUGCCAGAGUUUAAGGCCCUUGUUCUUCCCUAUAUGGUAAAUGGGAGCUUAGACAGCCGUCUUUAUCCACAUGCAGAUAAUGGCCUAAGGUUAGGCUCCUCGGAUUUGAGCCUAAUACAGAGGGUGAACAUUUGUAGUGACAUUGCAGAAGGGAUGGCUUACUUGCAUCACCAUUCUCCAGUUAAAGUCAUACAUUGUGAUCUAAAGCCAAGCAAUGUUCUUCUGAAUGAUGAUAUGACAGCUUUAGUCUCUGAUUUUGGGAUAGCAAGACUGGUCAUGACUGUCGGAGGAGGAAAUGGGGGGAUAAUCGAUAAUAUGGGGAAUUCGACUGCGAAUAUGCUGUGUGGAUCUAUUGGAUACAUUGCACCAGAGUAUGGGUUUGGAUCAAGCACAUCCACAAAGGGGGACGUUUAUAGCUUCGGUGUUCUGGUUCUCGAGAUGGUGACUAGAAAGAGGCCAACAGAUGACAUGUUUUCCGGAGGGCUAAACCUGCACAGAUACGUCAAAAGCCAAUACCACAAGCAAAUAGAAAAUGUUGUUGACUCUUCUUUACUGAGAUCCUUGAAAGAUCAAUUCCCUGAGGUAAAGAAAAUGUGGGAAGUCGCAAUUGGACAAUUAACUGAGUUGGGAAUUAUCUGCACACAGGAUUCAGCUUCUACAAGGCCUACAAUGCUUGAUUGUGCGGAUGACUUGGAUCGUCUCAAGAGAUACCUGUCAGGGGACACCACAGCAACAUUGGCGACAUCCCCUGGAAUAUCAUCUUCAACGUUCAGUGAUGAUUAG